AUGGAACAUUCACGUGAUAGGGCUGCUGGCGGAUCUAUAAAUAGUCCUCCAUGGUUCGAGGGUGGAUGUGAAAAAUAUACUCAGUGGAAAAUCUACAUGAAAUCAUAUCUCUAUGCUCAAGAUGAACAUGUGUGGAAUAUUGUAGAAAAUGGUUGGACUAUACCUAUGGUAAAAGAAAAAGGAGAAAGCUCUUCCACUGCCACUCCCAAACCAAGGAAGGAUUGGACUGAGGAAGAAGUUCGUGAUUUGCAAGCAGAUUUCAAGGCUAAGAACAGUAUUUUCACAGCCCUAUCUGAACGAGAAAAAUUGAGAAUCAGUCACUGUGACACUACCAAGCAAGCAUGGGAUCUUCUACAGACUACGUAUGAAGGAAAUAAGAAGGUACGUGCACAGAAACUGCAAGCACUGAUAUUUGAAUUUGAAACCAUGACUAUGGGAGAUGAUGAAACCGUGGAUGAUUUUCAUGGUAGAAUUCUUAAAAUCUCCGGUCAGUGUCGUAGUCUGGGAGCACCUUUUGAUGAAGAUAAGAUAGUUAAAAAGAUACUCAGGGCCCUGCCAGAAAAAUUUCAUUCAAAAGUCACUAGCAUAGAGGACUCUUUUGACAUUGACGAGUAUCCACUUGAUGAGCUCAUUGGAAAUCUUAAAACCUAUGAGAUGAGGUUAAAACCUGAGAAGAAAAACAAUGGUGUAGCUUUCAAGGCAGUGAAAGGAACAGAAGAGGAAGAGGAAACACAAGAUCUUGCUCUACUGACAAAGGAAUUCAAAAGAUUUCUCAAAAGCAAGAACUCUUCUAGAAAUUCGAAUGCUCCUAGAAAGAAUACUUAUACCGGCAGUGGUAACAACACUGACUACACCAACAAGAGUGGAAAAGGAAACUUCAAAGGAAAUCACUCAGGAAAACCUAAGUGCUAUGAAUGUGGUGGCUACGGUCACAUCUCUACCGAAUGUGGAAAUAGGAAGCAUGAAAAUAGCAACAACAAGUCUCUACUUUCAACUUGGAGUGAUGAUGAGUCUCAAGAAAUUGAAAACGUGGCUCUUGUAUCAUCACUUCUACCUGAUUCAGAUAGUGACGAGUUUUUCUCUGAUGAUGAAACAAAUAUCCGCUGCAGACAACUCUACAAAGCUUCAAAGGCAACCCUGCUAAAAAACUUGAGUUUGGAAAAAGAAGUUGAUUUUCUGAGAACCGAGAAAGAAAAAAUGGAGCAAUUAUUGGAAUCAACAGAUUUACAAGGUGAAGCAGCAAAUUUACAAGGUGACCAAGGAAUAGUGACUUGGAAGACUGAAAGGAAUGAGUAUCUCAACAAGAUAAAAUUGCUGGAACUGGAUGUUAAAGGACAACAAGCAUUGAACUUGGAACUGUUGGCUAAAAACGAGGCAUUGCAAGAGGAGUUAAAAUCGACUCAAGAAAGGUUCACCAAGUUCGAUGUCAGCUCUAUUGCCAUGUCCAAAUUACUCGGAUCAGGAAAAGCUCCUCAUGACACUUGUGGGUUACGAUACACUGGAGAGAAUUCCAAAUGUACCAAGUUCGUAAGAGCAUCAAGACCACCUGUAGAAAAGAAAGAAGUCUCCAUUGAUGAUUCUAUCAAAAAUGUGAAGGAAGGUCAACCAAAUCAAAACUUCCAGGUAAAACUUGACCAAGAGUCUCACACUGGUCAGAACAGAUUAACAGAAAUUGUUUCAAAGAAAAACCUUCCAACUGAAAAAAGAAAAGUUGUCUGGACCAAGAAAAAUGAAAGUAAAUGUCUUCAGUCUUAUAUUGAUAAAACUGAUCAUACAUGUCUCUUUGCUUGUGCAAGCAAAACUCAACAAGGUUCUCACAUUGAGGCAUCUUGUUUAGUAGCCUUGACUGCAUUAGCUGACAAGAAACGAGAUUUCUGGUAUGUCGACAGUGGCUGCUCUAGACACAUGACUGGAGACAAAACCUGGUUUGGUUCUUUUGAAGAUGAGAACACAACUGGAUCAGUCACGUUUGGAGAUGGAAGGAAAGCAAAUAUUCUAGCUCGAGGUACAGUGAACACCCCAGGUAUACCUAAUCUCAAAAAUGUGCUAUUCGUUGAAGGCUUAACUGCAAAUCUGAUUAGCGUAAGCCAUUUGGCUGAUGACUAUGAAGAUGUAUGGUUUAACAAACAGAGAUGUUUAGUCUUAAAUCAGAAAGGAGAAGGUAUCAUGGGAGGUAAGAGAUCUUUUGAUAACUGUUAUCAUAUUCAAGCUAAUGAAUCUUCCAGCUUGCAGCCCUGUUUGUCUGUAAAAACUACAUAG
Messenger RNA from Rosa rugosa (rugosa rose), 2259 nucleotides. RefSeq lists its product as uncharacterized. Bases 1 to 2259 code for a protein of 752 amino acids. The record is from RefSeq and is a predicted model, not a curated record. The transcript is spliced from 2 exons. NCBI's taxonomy places the organism in Eukaryota, Viridiplantae, Streptophyta, Magnoliopsida, Rosales, Rosaceae. Gene Ontology annotation, molecular function: nucleic acid binding; zinc ion binding.